AUGGCUCGUUCAGUGGUAUCAAGGGUCAGCAGCGCCCUCAAGGUCGAAGAAAGUGCCACCGAGACGACUGGUACCAAGUCGUACGGCAAAUGGUCCAAUGUUGAUCUCGAGCCUACGCCGCCAACUCAGCGUAACUGGUCGGGCUGGUACUUCUUCGCUUUCCAAUUCAGCGUAGCCUUCUCGCCAACGACCUACAACAUCGGUUCGUCUCUAUACGCCGUCGGCCUGAACUGGUGGCUCAUUACCAUCUCCGCCUUCGUGGGAACCGGUCUUUGCUGCAUUGUCCUGUUCCUCAAUUCGAGGGGCCCGGCAUGGUACCACAUUGGUUAUCCCGUCUACAUGCGGGUGGCAGCUGGAAUCUAUGGCUCGCUCUGGUUCAUCUUUCUCCGAAUGGCUGUGGCAAUGUUCUACGAAGGCACACAAACAUACUACGCCUCACGGCAGCUGGAUGUCGCUCUGCGGUGCAUCUUCGGCCAUCAGUGGACAGACAUCCCCAAUCGACUGCCUGCGUCCGCCGGCAUCACCUCAUCGCAGAUGAUUGCUUUCUUCCUCACGUGGCUGCUCCAAUUUCCCCUCGCCUGGCUGCAUCCUUCCAAGGCAGGCCCCCUUUUCGCCGUCAAGUCUGUGCUCUCCCCAACAGCCUACCUAGUCACCAUGAUCUGGGCUCUGGUCAAAUUCGGAGGCGUUGACCUGCAGCUUUCCGACGCAGAAGCAUCCAAUCUGGGCUGGUCAUUCAUGCGCGCCAUCAACACCGUCGUCAGCGGAGUCGUGCCGCCGAUGGUGAACAUUGCUGAUCUGGCCCGAUACGCAAAUCACCCUCGUGACGUCUGGCCGUUGACCUUUGGUCUCUUCAUCAGCAAGCCGCUGGUCAUUCUAAUUGGUCUUUUUACAACAGCAGCUGGCAAGAAGCGAUUCGGAGUCGCAAACUGGAAUCAGUGGGAUUUCUACUCCCUGGUACUCGACAACUACUGGGGCCCUGGAACACGCACCCUCGUCUUCCUUGGGUCGUUCAUCCAAUGUUUUGCGACCAUCGUGACCAAUGUGUCCAGCAACGCCAUUCCCAUCGGCUGCGAUUUAACGGGCUUGUUUCCAAAGUAUUUCACCAUCGUGCGCGGACAGAUCCUAUGCAACGUCCUGAUAUGGGCUGUGGUGCCUUGGCUGCUCGUCAACUCGGCUGCAAACUUUCUCACCUUCCUGGGAUCGUACCUCUGCUUUAUCAGCCCGGUUCUAGCGUCGAUGAUCGUCGAUUACUGGUACGCUCGCCGUGGUAACAUCCACGUGCCGUCACUGUACCGCCCCGACGACAGCUCUCCAUACCACUACUACAAAGGCUUUAAUUUCCGCAUCUACAUCGCGUGGCUGGCAGGCGUCGUCCUUGUCAUCUCUGGCAUCUCCGGCGCGAUCAACCCGGGCUCCAUCAGCCAAACAGCAGUCAAUAUAUACAACACGGGCUUUCUCCUCUCCUUUGCUGCUGGUGGCACGGUCUACUUUAUUCUCUGUAAGCUGUUUCCCAUCGAGGUCUAUCCCGCUGGCCGUGAGCAUGAGAGCAAGCGUUGGGAGCGCAUGGUCCCUACUGAGGGCUUCUUCCCCGAUGACGACCCGAUGCCUGAAUACUUGAGCGAGAAGAUCAUGCUGGGAGAAGAGCCGAUGACGGUGGAGAGCGCGCGGCCGGUCGAGAAGAGCUGA
Molecule: messenger RNA, 1686 nt
Organism: Cyphellophora europaea CBS 101466
Lineage: Eukaryota; Fungi; Ascomycota; Eurotiomycetes; Chaetothyriales; Cyphellophoraceae
Exons: 1
Coding region: 1-1686 (561 amino acids)
Biological process (GO): nucleobase transport; transmembrane transport
Cellular component (GO): plasma membrane
Molecular function (GO): nucleobase transmembrane transporter activity
Source: RefSeq, a predicted model, not a curated record